Molecule: messenger RNA, 3309 nt
Organism: Gossypium raimondii (Peruvian cotton)
Lineage: Eukaryota; Viridiplantae; Streptophyta; Magnoliopsida; Malvales; Malvaceae
Product: pentatricopeptide repeat-containing protein At4g02750
Exons: 3
Coding region: 44-2353 (769 amino acids)
Biological process (GO): RNA modification
Molecular function (GO): zinc ion binding; RNA binding; protein binding
Source: RefSeq, a predicted model, not a curated record
UUGCCCGCCCUCCGAAAACACUGCUCCAAACUUUUGCAUUUUUAUGCUGAAACUGAAAGCCAUGCGCGGGAGAUAUCGUUGGAGGCAGUUACAUUCCAUCAAAGAACUACGAACGAACCCAAAUUCAUAUCCAUCGAAGAAGACAUUAACUCAGAGAAGACACAAUGACAAACCCCGACCAGUUGGUGACUCCGACAUAAAGCAAUGGAACAUGGCCAUAUCUUACUACAUGCGCAAUUCCCAGCUGGACUCAGCUCUUCAUUUCUUUAACUUGAUGCCACGCCGGAGCUCCGUUUCUUACAAUGCAAUGAUAUCUGGGUACUUGAUGAACGGUCGGUUUGAUCUCGCGAGGAACUUGUUCGAUGAAAUGCCUGAAAGAGACUUGGUUUCUUGGAAUGUUAUGAUUAGUGGGUGUGUAAGGAACAAUAACGUUGCUGCUGCGAGGGAAUUAUUUGAGGAAAUGCCUGAAAGGGAUGUUGUUUCGUGGAAUGCGAUGUUGUCUGGGUAUGCACAGAAUGGUUGCAUUGAUGAGGCAAGGAAAAUUUUUGAUAGAAUGCCUUGUAAGAAUUCGAUAUCGUGGAAUGCUCUGCUUGCAACUUAUGUACAGAAUGGGAGGAUGGAAGAAGCUUGUAGGUUGUUUGAAUCGAAAUUGGAUUGGGAUUUGGUUUCUUGGAAUUGUUUGAUGGGUGGGUUUGUGAAAAAGAAGAUGUUGGUUGAUGCUAGAAGGGUUUUUGAUAGAAUUCCUUUCAGAGAUAAAAUCUCUUGGAAUACUAUCAUUACUGGUUAUGCACAAAAUGGUGAGAUUGAAGAAGCUAGGAGAUUGUUUAAUGAGUCUCCGGUUCGAGAUGUAUUUACAUGGACAGCGAUGGUGUCUGGUUUUGUGCAGAAUGGACUGGUUGAUGAAGCUAGGGAAACUUUUGAACAAAUGCCACAAAAGAAUGCUGUUUCAUGGAAUGCAAUGAUUGCAGGGUAUGUACAAUGUAAGAGAAUGGACAUGGCUAGGAAAUUGUUUGACAAAAUGCCAUUUCGAGAUGUCACUACUUGGAAUACAAUGAUCACAGGGUAUGCUCAGAGUGGUGAGAUAGCUCAUGCUAGGGACUUUUUUGAUCGAAUGCCUCGACAUGAUCCUGUUUCUUGGGCAGCAAUGAUUGCUGGGUAUGCUCAAAGUGGUUAUAGUGAAGAGGCUUUACGCCUUUUCGUCGACAUGAAACGAGAUGGAGAAAGGUUGAAUAGGUCAUCAUUUGCAUGUGCCUUGAGCACAUGUGCUCAUAUUGCUGCUUUAGAAUUGGGGAUGCAGUUGCACGGGCGGCUGGUUAAGGCAGGAUAUGAAAGUGGGUCCUUUGUUGGAAAUGCCCUGCUUUUAAUGUACUGCAAGUGUGGAGGCAUAGAAGAAGCUUGUAGUGCAUUUGAAGAGAUAAUGGAGAAGGACAUUGUCUCAUGGAAUACAAUGAUUGCUGGUUAUGCAAGACAUGGAUUUGGUAAAGAGGCCCUAAAGAUUUUCGAGUCAAUGAAGGCAGCUGGUGUCAAACCAAAUGAUACCACUAUGGUCGGAGUACUGUCAGCUUGUAGUCAUGCUGGCUUAGUGGAUAGGGGCAUGGAAUAUUUCUACUCGAUGAACCAAGAUUAUGGUAUAACAGCAAAUUCACGACACUAUACUUGCAUGGUUGAUCUUCUUGGCCGAGCUGGUCGAUUGGACGAGGCCCAGAAGUUGAUCAGAAACAUGCCCUUUGAACCAGAUGCAGCAACAUGGGGGGCUUUACUUGGUGCAAGCAGAAUUCAUGGCAAUACCAAAUUAGCUGAAAUGGCUGCCGAGUUGAUUUUCGAAAUGGAACCUGAGAAUGCAGGAAUGUAUGUUCUUCUCUCAAAUUUAUAUGCAGCUUCUGGUAGAUGGGCUGAUGUUAGUAAGAUGAGAUUGAAAAUGAGGGAUACUGGCGUGAAGAAAGUACCGGGGUGUAGUUGGCUUGAGGUCCAGAACAAGAUCCAUACAUUUUCCGUUGGAGACUCAUGCCACCCAGAUAGGGAUAAAAUCUAUGCUUAUUUAGAAGAAUUAGAUCUUAAAAUGAAGCGUGAGGGCUAUGUGUCCUCUAUAAAAUUGAUAUUACAUGAUGUAGAUGAGGAAGAGAAGGAACACAUGCUCAAGUAUCACAGUGAAAAAUUGGCUGUGGCUUAUGGUAUUCUAUCUAUUCCUGCUGGUAGACCAAUUCGUGUGAUGAAAAACUUGCGUGUUUGCGAAGACUGUCACAAUGCCAUCAAAUACAUAUCAAAAAUUGUUGGCCGGUUGAUUAUCUUAAGGGAUUCUAACCGCUUUCACCAUUUCAGGGAAGGUUCAUGUUCUUGUGGGGAUUACUGGUAAGAAUGUAUCAGAAGCUGUUUAAAGUGGAAUGGCAAAGGAUUGAUAGAUUUGCAUGCCUUUAAUCCUUAAUUUUUUUAGAUAUACAUUUUCGGAAUCUUAUUAGAUGCUUCCGAGUUAGCAAAAGCCUAAGGUAAGCAGUGUGCUGCAUGUGGAAAGAGCCUACUUCCUUGAAGCCUUCAUCCUACAAGUGUAGUAACUUUAAGAUAAUUAUUACAUUUUUGUUGAAUUUUAUGGUUGAUUCUUUGGACUAAAGCUGGUCCAUGAUCAAUAAUGCGAAAUAAAUUGAACUUCUAGAAUAUGGGGAGGUGGGGGUGAGGCUUUCCUUUGCCAUGGUACUAUGAAGUAAUGCAUUUGAUCUGUGUAUACAUUGGGGAAAUGCCUCUCUAAUGUACUUGGCAUAUGGGACAACGAGGAGCAGACAUCAGCUUCUAACUUGCUUUAAAUCUAAAUUAACUUGGGAACCAAUUUACAACGGAAUGGAGAGAAAAUGGUUGAAUUGAAUGGUUAUCCUUUGCUUUUUUGCUGCAAAAAGAAACUUUUCACAGGCAGGCCUUCACCAUGCAGGUUGCAAUCAGACAUUAUCUGUCUAUGUUUCUCGAUCUUAUAUGUUGGAGUUGUGUGAAGAAGCAAUGGCGAGUCUAGCAAGGGGAAGAUAUAAUAAACAAAUGCAAACUGAUCGGGUCAGUCAACAAGCAUGGAUUAGAGUAAGCAAAAGAUUAUUCAUGAUAGAUUAAACAGGUUCUGUGGUAAAUGCUUGUCUAUUUCCUUUAAUAUAAUUUAAAGGCUCGUGAUGAGCAACACAAUUAGAUAGGGAAGAAUGUCACACUGAGAGCUCUAAAGAAGUGCAUUAAUCUUGCAUCAAAAAAGAAAAUGUCUCUGAAUAUGUAAACAAACGCACUACAUAUCUUUUACCAUACAUAUACUUUGGGAAGAGUAAUCGACAAACCUUUCGAUCA